Molecule: messenger RNA, 2823 nt
Organism: Phytophthora nicotianae INRA-310
Lineage: Eukaryota; Oomycota; Peronosporomycetes; Peronosporales; Peronosporaceae
Exons: 5
Coding region: 640-2439 (599 amino acids)
Source: RefSeq, a predicted model, not a curated record
UCCAUUUUGACAAGCAUGAGGCGUCGCAAAGAGCACCGCACAGCCAUCCACAGUGUUCCAGCAACUAGCAACUCGGUCCAUAAGCCAGUCGGCAACGUUAUCACACCAACUCGGUAUGCUCUGUCAACUGGCGAUGCGGCUGUUUUGUUGGUGCUUGCAGCGGGGACUCUGCUCGUCUACACUAUGACACUUUACCCGUCGAUCGCUGGGGGUGACAGCGGGGAGCUCGUGGCCGAGUCCUGCCAUUUGGGUAUUUCGCAUCCUCCCGGUUAUCCUCUCUUCAAUAUGAUCGUCCACCUCUUCACACAGUACUUGCCGCUCGGCGACACCCCAGCAUGGCGAGCCAACUUUUUCUCGGCUGUUUGCGACACAGUGACGGUGUCGUUUAUUUAUCUUAGUUUGUUGCAUUGGAUGGCGCUAACUGGGUGGACUGGACGACGUGUUGCGGCUUUCACUGCUGCUGUACGCCACAUUUUCUUAAGCUUUUCUUUAAAUUGGUGGAAUUUCUUAUUUAAAAUUAAAUUUGAUAUUGUAUUGUAGGCUCUGUUUGGGUUCUCACCGCUCAUCUGGACGUACGCGGUGGGGGCUGAAGUUUUUGCACUGAAUAACGCUUUUGCAGCAGUGUUGGUGUUUUUAUUGAUGCAGUACGCACGUCGUGGAGAUUUUAAGUCGGCAUUGACAGGGGCGUUUACUUGUGGUCUGGGAAUGUGUAACCAGCACACGAUCAUAUUAUUCGAACUGCCCAUCAUUGCGUGGGUGUUGUGGUCUAGAAGACGAUCGCUGUGGUGGAAGGAGGUUGCACACUUUACAGGCGCUUUUGCUCUUGGAUUGACGCCGUACAUUUACAUGCCGAUCACGGCAAAUUGGAACCCUCAGCCAGGAUCUUGGGGAGAUGUUUCGACAUUAAGCGGUUUAAUUCACCAUAUCCGUCGAGCGGACUAUGGCACAUUCCGGUUAUAUGCGAGCGAUGAGGCCAACGAAGAUCUAUGGACGCGGCUGUAUCUGUACGGAGUUGACUUAACAAACCGAGAAAUUCCGUUCCAGCUUGCAUUCCCCAUUAUUGGACUGGGUAUGCUUCAAACUCUCCGUGUUAGUACAAACAUGAACCGUCAACUCGGUGGGUUCAUGAUAGCUAUGUACACUUUCUACAUGAUCGUUUUCCAUUCUUUGGCCAAUCUUCCGAUCAGUGAAGGGCUCAUUUAUGGGGUUCAAAUGCGCUUCUGGCAACAACCAAAUGUGGUCAUAUUCAUCUGGUUCGGUGUUGGACUUGGAUAUAUCGUGAAUUUAGUCGCACAAGUAAUUGGAGGCACUUCGAGAGUGAUGAAGACUGCGAGUUCUAUGAUUCUUCAUAUCGCGUGUUUGGCACUGGUAGGUGCUCAGAUUUGGCGUUGGUACGAACUGUGUGAUCAGAAUCAAGCAUUUUACAUCAGAAACUACGCUCAUGCACUACUAGACCCGCUACCACCAAACGCUAUACUCUUCGUGAAUUUUGAUCUACAGUGGACUUCAUUGCGAUAUCUGCAGCGCUGUGAACUUAGACGCCCAGAUGUCACUGUUCUCAAUCUUUCAAUGAUGACUUACAAAUGGUUUGCUACAAAACAUGAUCAUUAUCCGAAUCUUCAAUUUCCAGGAUCAAGACUUGUUCCAUUCGGCUCAGUGAGCGACGGCUUUAGCAUGACCCAGCUGUUAGACACGAAUAUUGUACAAACAUUUUCAGAGAAGCAGUUACGCUUCUUCUUGGGUGGGAAACUGAGCUACAAUGACCAGGACUUUAUCGAGAAGUACACUCUUGUGCCGUAUGGACUACUUGACGAGUUCCAGAGCUUGACAACCCCGUCUCCAUCUCUGAAAAACUGGUAUUCAUCGCAACAAAAAGUCAAGAGGAUGAUACGCGAGCGCCUAUCGACGCUUCCUCCUGAGAAAAUUUACAAUGAUGAAACCUGGGAAUGGACAAUUGCUCGAGAUUACGGAAUGAAAGAGCUCAACUGGGCGACGUAUUUGCUGGAGAGAACCAUCGCGGAGGACCCUGAAAAUCUAACAUUGUUGAGCGAAGCUGCUAAGCCUAUGGAGUUGUCGUACCAAUUGGAGCCGUCAGAAUUCUGGAACGCAGCGUCUAACUUGAAAAAUUUAGGACUCGCGUAUGCUCAAAUGGUCAAGUCCAGCCAUGAGUUCACUACCUCAACCGAUCCAUUCUUCAAUGAAGUUGUGGGUGCAGGCGUGGAAGACUCGAGGUUUAAAGAUCGAGCUUCGGCUCGAAUGCUGGAAGUAUGGAAUUCAUGGCUUCAAGUACCUGAAGCCAAGCUAGACCAAGGAUACGAAGCAAUUAGAAGCAUCGUCCGCAAGUUUGUUCCGGAAGAAAAGAAACUUGAAAAAUCUAGUAAGCGGCGUAAGAAAAAAUCCCCAAAGAAGAGGGUUUCUACGAAGACUGGCAAGAAGUAGCUAAUUCGGACAAAGUAUACCACAUACCACCUGGCUUUGGAUAGUUACUGGUAUAGCUUGAUCAACUCGUCCGAAACUGCAGAUGGAGUGAGCACACCCAGAUCUGUGAACAUCAAUGCGAUGUAUCCAGGCGGAGUGUAAUCGAAGAAGGGGCUUGCAAACGACACGUUCCUCAUCGUCUCGUCAGUAGGCUCUCCACCAGCAAGAUCACCAGAGAUCGCAGCCAUCUGCUUCUGCGGGACGUCACGCUGCGUUAAUGGAUACAGUCGAGCGAACUUGUAGCUCUCCGCUGCCACGUAAAACUGCUUGUUCAGGGCCUGUGCGAUCACAGCAAUCGAGUACGUGCCGAUCUAAAACAAUAAUAUUAGCAAUACGUUUCCAUCA